Oryzias melastigma (Indian medaka) is the source of this 3956-nucleotide messenger RNA. RefSeq names its product TEF transcription factor, PAR bZIP family member b (gene tefb). The record is from RefSeq and is a predicted model, not a curated record. The transcript has 4 exons. Gene Ontology annotation, cellular component: nucleus. NCBI's taxonomy places the organism in Eukaryota, Metazoa, Chordata, Actinopteri, Beloniformes, Adrianichthyidae. Bases 175 to 1248 code for a protein of 357 amino acids. Gene Ontology annotation, molecular function: RNA polymerase II cis-regulatory region sequence-specific DNA binding; DNA-binding transcription factor activity, RNA polymerase II-specific. Gene Ontology annotation, biological process: regulation of transcription by RNA polymerase II.
CCAAUGAGCGCCCUCGGUGUGCUCUGGAGUGUCGUCUUUUAGUUUUUCUGUUCUAAAUCGCUCACAUUUAUAACAAAACAGGCCUCAAUAGCAGAUAAUAUUUGAUAAUAUUGUUUUAUCGCCAGCUUCCGUCGCCAACUUUGCUCCGUCGUCCUCGGAGCCUAACAGGGAACAAUGCCAGGCAAAGCCGCGGUGACAUUGGCGCUCCAGCCCGCUGGUACCGUCUCUCCAGCGGCUCCGCAGAAGUCUUUCCCGUUUGUUUUGAAGAAAAUUAUGGAUAUUCCUCCUCCAAAUAUCCUGGCGGAAGGCGAGGACGACAUCGAGAAGGAAAAGCUCUGCUCCUCUCAAGAUGUGGACGGAGGUGGGGCUGUGGCGUCCAGCACUGAUGGCGGUUCUAGAGGAGGUGGUAGUGGAGGCAGCGGCGGCGUUUCAGCCUCCCUGACCCCAGCAAUCUGGGACAAGACCAUUCCCUACGAUGGAGAGACGUUCCACCUGGAGUACAUGGACCUGGACGAGUUCCUGCUGGAGAAUGGCAUCCCCGUGAGCCUGGAGGAGGAGGAGCUGCAGAAGACUCUGGCUUCGGCAGACGGCAAAGUCAAAACCAUUCCGAAAACGGUUGCAGCUGCAACCACGACAACUGCAGCUCCCAUUGCUGCUGAACCGUCCGCGUCAGAGCCAGCUCCCUCUGAGAGCACCACAGAUCCAGAUGAAACGGUGACGGUCACCACACUGCAACCUGCUAAACUAGAUGAGGAGGAAGAAGAAGAAGAUGAAGAGCAGGUGGAGGCACCUGAAGAGGCACCAGCAGAAGUGGAAGUGACCAAGAAAGAAAGGAACACACCCUCUCCAAUUGACCCAGAUGCCAUUGAGGUGGACAUCAAUUUCCAGCCGGACCCCACAGACCUGGUUCUGUCCAGCGUUCCAGGCGGAGAGCUGUUCAAUCCUCGCAAGCACAAAUUCUCUGAUGAGGAACUGAAACCCCAGCCCAUGAUCAAGAAAGCCAAGAAAGUGUUUGUCCCUGAUGAACAGAAGGAUGAGAAAUAUUGGUCAAGGAGGAAGAAGAACAACCUGGCAGCAAAGCGUUCCCGCGAUGCACGUCGGCUGAAGGAGAACCAGAUCACGGUGCGCGCCUCCUUUCUGGAGCGGGAGAACGCUGCGCUCAGACAGCAGGUUGCAGAGCUGCGGAAGGACUGCGGCCGCUGUAAGAACAUCUUGGCCCGUUACGAGGCUAAGUACGGCCCACUGUAAACAAAACAAACGGAGGAGCGGAUGAGACAGAGGCAGAGCUCCCUUCCCCACAGAAUCCAACACAGACUCAAACACCAAGGGAAUCUAAAUUUGCAACGUUGUCCUCACUCACCCCCCUAGUCAUUGCGUUGAUCUCCUGUGGCCGUCGGUGACGCUGGAGUUUUGGAUGCGCGCUGGCGGGCGGUGAGGCAUGAUGGGAGCAGUGGGUCUCAGGACGGCCUGUGGAGAGCGCCUGGCUCCUACACUGAGAGGAAGUGGACUGUUGGGUGGUCCCACGGGUGAAGGUGUGGAAAGUAGUGCUCAUCUCAGUUUAAAAGCAAAGAGCAGACCUGUAUAUACAGAUUCCACACAGCACUUCUCGAGGUACUGAAUCUAAAUCCGGGUUGGCCAGACAACUCCUGCUUUUUAAUAUUCAAUCCUACAUCCUGCCACUCGGUAAAGCAGCAGGAGUUGAAAUGAUGAUGGUACAUUCAUUCUGGAGGACAGGGAUUAGGAUUUUCUUCGUGUGACGCCAAAACAUUCUCUAUUUCACACAAAAAAACGGCUGUGUGUACAGUAUAUAUCUAUUCCUGUACCCUUUCAUUUAGUGUGUACCACAUGUAGUUAAUCCUUGCACUUUUUAAAGACAAAUUAAACAUGCACAGGAUGUGCAACACCUGGUAGCAGUACCUUAUCUACCACAGUAGCUGCUUAUAUUGAAACUACUGUGAUUUUAUUUUGUUAUCCUCCAGAUUUUAGAUCUGACUGCAGAGUCUCGUAUGGUUUUAUCUGAGGUCUUCAGAUUUUUUUUAUGACUUUCCAAAGGGAUAAAGAGAAAGUUUUCUCUGUGGCGUACGCUUGUUGACCUUGACGGCCCUCACUGGUGGAGGGGUAUUUUAAGCGUAGAGAUGUUUAUUUUACUGCACACUGCAAGUAGAGAUGGGUAGAGACUGACUGCCAAACGUGCAGCAACUGGAUUCUUUAUUUUCUAUUCAAAUAAAUAGUAGCCAUGCCCAAAGCGGAGCGCUUCUCAAUGUUUGAAAUCUCUCACCGUCAUCACUUGGUAGAACUGAGACUCUUUGAUGAACCCAGCAGAUAUCCCCAUAUUUGCCAAAAAAACAGUGCCACAAAAUGUUGAUGGUAACAAAGCAAUGUUGACUAGAAUUGAGCACCAAGUAAUGGAUCGUUUUGAUUUCCUUAAAACCAAUGAUUGAGCAGGGAUUUCAGUGUGUGUUUCAGAAAACGUUUUGUGUGCUUUUUUUCUUCUAAACAAGGACAAAAGGUUCUUAUUUACCUCAAACAGCACUUAAAAGUUCUGGAUGGUUCUGAGUGAACCUCAGGGUGGUUUUGGUUGAAGCAGAGAGCACAUACAAGGCAGCUUUUCAACAAAGUGGCUGAGUCUAUUUCUAAUGUCAAAAACCACAUUGCAGACUGUUACAAGAUCCUCUAUCCAUGGUGUCCUUUUGCACAUGUUAGGAUCAAUCAGCUCAUAAUCAUGGCAAUCUCUAAAAGAAAACUUAAUGUGGCAAUAAUUAUCCGUUAUGUUAUGCCUGUUUUGUUUCAGUAAUAUUAUUGUAUGUAAAUUUGUUCCGAUGUACUAAAUGGGAAUAUCCCAAAGUCCUUUGUGCUUCCAGUUUAGAUCCUCUGUCGUAAAGGAUUCUAAUGCAUGAAACCCAGUAAACCUGUUUUUAACUCUGCGUUUCCCCUUUGUACGUUUGACACAAAGUGUACUUAUGUCUGUAAAUCAUCGCUAAGAGCUGGGAUUGUUUUUUUGGAUGGUGGUUUGGCUCUGUUUAAAGAAAAAAAAAAAAACAUGUUAAAUAUGCGCCGUUUAUAAUCGGCACACCACCACCUAUCUGUGCAGCCAGUUAUUGACAAAACAGCAAGUCUGUAGUAAAAAAAAAGCAAAAAAAAACUUCUUUAAAGCGUCUUAAAUUUGCUAAAGAUGAGUCACACACUGGAUCUGCUGGUGCUCUUGUGUUUUCAAAGAUGUUUGAGCUUUUCCACAGUACAGCGUAACGGACAUUUUUACUAACGUGUUUCAUUUUGUAUUUAAGCUUGCUGUAUUGCUUAGACAACGGUGUAGCUGAUGAAUGCAGACUUUUUUUGUUUUGUUUUUUUUUUACUGAAAGAAACAAUAAAAACACUCCACACAAAACCAAGCGAAGGUAUGAGCUGAUGAGGCUGAAAAUUUAUGUUUAGAAUAUGUAGCAGUGUUUUUUUUUCCAAACAUUUAAAAUAAAAACCAAUUAAAUCAAUGGUUUUUGCCACCUGCAGUUGGAUAGCUAACAGUGUUUUAUUUGAAAUAUCUGAGCUGCUUUCGACUGUUAUAUUCUGAAAUAUUAGUAAAAAAUGUAAAAAACAGACUUUCUUGAUGGAAUCUGUUUAGUAAUAUCCAAUCAGGUCUGGGUAUUUUAUGACAUCAUAAAUACAGAACAGUAGUUGUAGCUUUUUUCCUGCAGGUGGCAGAAAUGGGAAUUUUUUUUUGCACAUCUUGGUUUGUUUUAAGAUGUAAAUAACAUCAACAUUUUGGAAUCUUAUUGAUUAAAGAUGCUAAAAAAUACUCCAGAAGAAGAAAAUAUUGAUUUUUAUUGUUGGGUUUUGUGGUGUCUUUAUGUUUUUCUCAUUUUAUAUGAAGGUGUUUCUUAUUUGUAACAAUGUAUCUGUAGUACUUUGUUCAGACUGUACCUUUUAAUAUGCAUAUGGAAUAAAAAUCUAAUGACUCCGGA